Molecule: messenger RNA, 1974 nt
Organism: Populus euphratica (Euphrates poplar)
Lineage: Eukaryota; Viridiplantae; Streptophyta; Magnoliopsida; Malpighiales; Salicaceae
Product: probable ADP-ribosylation factor GTPase-activating protein AGD5
Exons: 11
Coding region: 602-1801 (399 amino acids)
Molecular function (GO): GTPase activator activity
Source: RefSeq, a predicted model, not a curated record
GGUUUGGAAUUAUAAUUUUUUUCUUUGAUAAAGACUUUCUUUUAUUUAUUCUUAGAUUCAUUUUAGUAAAAGCUUACUGGGUUUCUUGGGUUUGCUUUUAUCUCUAUUCAUUUAAGUGUAUUGGCUAGUUACAAGCAGGACGUAGUUAUAGUUAAUCUGUUUUGUUUUGCACUUGUUGUCUGAAAAUAUCUUGUUGUUCCACAAUUUGAAUUGGUUUGUUGUUCAAAUUUUAAACAUGGAAUCUGUUGUGAGUUCUCUGAAUAGGAAUUGAUUGCUUUGUGUAUGAUUUAUAUUAAGAAAUGAGUGAAUAAGGUAAGAAACUUGUUUAAGAUUCAUAGUAUAGCUGUCAAAGGUGUUUGUUGGUGGUGCCAUGGCUGACUCAAUUCGUGGCUAGCUGUAACGAGAUAAGAGUUGCUGAGUUGGUGAUUUUUUCACUAUGGAUUUUGUGCAACAACACCUAUCUUGGAAAGCCUCCUUAAAUUACCAGAGAAUAGAGAGUGUGCUGACUGCAAAAGCAAGUAGGUAUCCGGGCACCAUGUAUUGCGUAUAAGAAAUAAUAGGGCCUCGAUGGGCUAGCGUGAAUCUAGGAAUCUUCAUAUGCAUGCACUGUUCAGGUAUCCACAGGAGUCUAGGAGUACACAUAUCAAAGGUUAGAUCUGCCACUUUAGACACAUGGCUUCCAGGGCAGAUUGCAUUUAUUCAAUCUAUGGGGAACGAGAGAUCGAAUAACUAUUGGGAAGCAGAGUUGCCUCCUAAAUAUGACAGAGUUGAAAUUGAGUAUUUCAUUCGGGCAAAAUAUGAAGAGAAGAGAUGGGUUCCUAGGGAUGGAAAAGCCAAAUCACCUUCAAGGGUGAAUGGAGAGAAGACUCCAACAAGAAGAAGUGGUCAUGGCCAAAUGAAUGACACUAACCAUGUUUUAGAGGAGAGGAAAGUUACUCGUCCACCCAUUACCAAUGGCAGAAGUCCUGCUUCCAAAAGUUCCACUCCAAUGCCUGUUAAAGCUUCCACCCCAUUGGCUGUUAAAGCAUCUCAAAAGGCGGCACAUGACAACAAAUCACAAGAACCUGUGCAGAAGUCAGAACCAGCGGCCCCAAAAGCUGAGUUGGCAGAGAAGGAAGAAAGUGCAACCAAAGUUGUAACACUUCCAAAAGUUGAUUAUGCAACUGAACUUUUUAAUUUGCUUUGCAUGGAUGAUUCUAGGGAGAGUGAUUCCACGACUCCUGCUCAUGAUAAUGGAUGGGCCAGUUUCCAAACUGCUGAUGCAAAAUCUAUUCCAGAGAGAAGUAGCUCGUCAAACUUUAUUGAAAGCAUGACACAACCGAACUUAACUUCACCAUCUUUGGAGAAACCCCUAAAGGCUGUGAAUAAUGAUACCAUGAACCUCUUCGACAAGUCCAGUAUGGCGUCUCCAUUUUCUGUCCAUCAACAGCAACUUGCAAAAAUGUUAUCCCAACAACAACAAUUCAUUAUGGCUACCGCAGCAGGGUCUGGCAAUGGAUCCCACACCGUUCCUUCAAAAUCAUAUAGACCCAGUUCCAAUGGCAUUCACUUACCUGCUCAGAGUUGGGGAAGCUAUGGCUAUCAAGUUCCUGGGAUGAUGGGAAGCAGCCAACAAGUGUAUUCUGCAGGGAACCCAAUUAACUUUCCGAUAUCAAGCAUGUAUAGGCCAGGUCCAGUAGCUCCUAUCAAUGGCAUGACAAACACCAAAGCAACCAUGCCUACUCCAGCAUUCCCAGUUGCUCCAACUCAGCCUUCAGGGUAUUACGAUCUCUCAUCAUUAGCGACGUAUACAAAACAGUGAUGGAUUGCCUAGACAUUCUCUCCAUUAAAGUAGUUAAAUCAUGGGAAAAUUCGCACUCAUAUUACCUUGCAUGAACUCUCAUCCAAUUGCUUGUUGGGGGUUACUGCCUAGGUUUGUAUUUAUUUGUAUCAUUGCCAUCAUUGGUUUAAUAAAGUUGGUUUCAUAUUGAAUAA